AUGGCCGAUCGCUACACCGCUUCUCCUUAUCGGAGCAGCAGGCAAUACAACGCUGCCCCCGCAUCCUCUUCCUCGCACCAUCAUGGCGCAUACAACGACAACAUUGACGUCGACACCGUCGACUACGACGAUACGGGCGUUCCCGCUCCUCACCAUCUUGCCACUUCUCACUCGGUCUCACCCUACCCAGCCCCUCUUGUAGCACCUACGCCGCUCUCGCCUGCACGACGACAUCUGAACGAGAUGCAAGAGCUGCACGCCGCCCCUUCCGGCUACGUCUCCCAAUCUCCCUUCCGCUCUUCGCUGGCCCUUUCACCAGACACGAUCCGUGGAGGCUAUCUUCCGACCUUUGACAGUCACGACACGCUCUACUACCAGAACGAGCCCAAAUUUGGGCAGUACGACGACGAUGGUGCCUCGACUUACUACUCGCACCGCGAUUCUGGAGACGCUUGGGCCAUGGAGGACGCUGAACACCAGGGUGCGCACGACUCGCUCGCUCAGUCUCGCGACCGCUACAUUAAGCGCAAGUCCGCUGCACUCGCGGCUACCGAGUCGGCCUACAACUUGGCACCGCCGAAACCGGCCCGCUUUCCCUUCCUCGCCGCCCUCGCUCCGCACAAAAAAUACCUCAUCGCGGCGGGCUCCAUCCUUGCCGCCAUCGUCUUUGCCGUCAUCAUCUUCUUCGCCACUCGUCACAACACUAACGCGACCAUCGUCGACGGCCCCUUGACCAACAGCGGUCCCUCGGGCAAUCCGACAGCUGGCGUGGUCAAGUCGGACAAGUCGGACCCGAGCAAGUUCGACAAGGAUCCCCGCUUGCACCACUCGAUGUACGGAAUCUGCUACACGCCCUUCCAUGCGCAGUAUCCUUCGUGCGGCGCGACACAGAGCAAUGUCACGGAGGACAUUCAGCUUCUCUCCCAGCUGACAUCGCGUGUCCGACUGUACGGCUCGGACUGUCAGACCUCCCAGAUGGUGCUUGAGGCGAUCAAGCAGACCAAGGUCGACAUGACCGUCUUCCUCGCCGUAUGGAUCGACGACAACGCCGACACGGUCCAGCGUCAGAUCGACAACGUCGUCGAUGCAGUCAAGACCUACGGCACGGACCACAUUGCCGGCAUCACAGUCGGCAACGAGUACCUUCUCAAUGGUGGAAGUGUCACCACUCUCCUCGCUCACAUCGCUGCUGUAAACACUACUGUCAACGCUCUCCCCAACCUCGGCAAGUACAUCCCCAUCGGCACGGCUGAUGCAGGCAGCAUGGUCUCGACUCAGCUUGCCACUGGAGCAGACUACGUGAUGGCCAACGUGCACCCGUGGUUCGGCGGUCUCCCCGUCGACCAAGCCGCCGGAUGGAUCUACGAGUACACCAACACCAACGAGCCCUCCACCGCGCUGCUCGCGCCCAACAAGCCUACGCUCUACGUCGCCGAAGCCGGCUGGCCCACCGGCGCCAACCAGACCAGCCUCAUGACCUACCAGGGUGCCACGGCGGGCAUUGCUGAGCUCAACACGUUCCUCCAGACCUUUGUCUGUCAGUCCAACGCCAACUUUACGCAGAGCGCCCUCCAGCCCAGCUUUAUUUUCGAGGCCUUCGACGAGCCGUGGAAGGACGUGCUGUACGGAGGCGUCGAGGCUCACUGGGGCCUGUUCGAUGCGAACAAGAAGCUCAAGGAUGGUCUUGUCAUUCCGGAUUGCGCUGCGCCUUAA
Molecule: messenger RNA, 1713 nt
Organism: Kalmanozyma brasiliensis GHG001
Lineage: Eukaryota; Fungi; Basidiomycota; Ustilaginomycetes; Ustilaginales
Product: Glycoside hydrolase, family 17
Exons: 1
Coding region: 1-1713 (570 amino acids)
Biological process (GO): carbohydrate metabolic process
Molecular function (GO): hydrolase activity, hydrolyzing O-glycosyl compounds
Source: RefSeq, a predicted model, not a curated record